Molecule: messenger RNA, 7009 nt
Organism: Trachymyrmex septentrionalis
Lineage: Eukaryota; Metazoa; Arthropoda; Insecta; Hymenoptera; Formicidae
Exons: 9
Coding region: 6-3260 (1084 amino acids)
Cellular component (GO): plasma membrane
Molecular function (GO): protein binding
Source: RefSeq, a predicted model, not a curated record
GGGGCAUGUUGGUGUGUCGGCGGUUGCUGCUGAUCGCAGCCGCGAUCGCGGCCUCGAUCGAGGCUGGCUCGACUAGUUACUACCCCAGCAUCUCGUCGUCGGAUUAUUCCGGAUACCCGAAUGGUGGAUACGCGGUUCACUCCGGCGCGACGUCACCCGAGUCCUCGCCGUCGUCGAGCUCGUCCACGUCCGGCCCGACAUCAGAGCUCGCAGCCAGCAACACCGAGUCGGUUUGCCGACCGUCCGAGUUCCGAUGCAGCACCACCGGUCAUUGUGUCGCGCAGGACAAGUACUGCGACGGCGAGAAUGACUGCGACGACAAGUCUGACGAGCCGAGAUAUUGCACCCCUUGCAAUCGGACGUUGUACGGUGACGUUGGCCGGACCUACAGGGUGGAGAUCCGCAGGCCGAGGGAGGAUCGACUGCCAUUCCUGUGUCACCUCAACUUCACUGCCGCCGGAUCCGAUCUCGGGGAUCUAGUUCAGUUAACUUUUGAUACCUUCACGGUCGGCCGCUUUCUAUCCUUUACGUCGGAAGGAUGUCCAGAUGGUUUCAUGACUAUUCGCGAGGAAGGUCGUCCUGCAACGGGAGGACAAUGGUGUGGCAGCGCGUGGGGCUACACCGUCUAUUACAGCGAAACUCCUUCCAUCAAUCUGACUUUAUAUUUACUACGUUUAUCAGAGCAGGGUAUCGGCUACAACUUCGACUUCAAGCUGUCGUACAAGUUCCUGAGAAGAAGCGAGGCGCAUCUCAGAUACGGAAACAGUAGUAUGUCCACAUGGCGCGGCGAGCUGGUAAACGGCACGUAUUGCGAUCGCGUCCUUACCAAAUGCGAUACUAGAGCCUGCCGGCUGCAGUCGCCAAAUUAUCCCGGAGUUUAUCCCAGGAAUGUCACUUGCUACUAUCGGGUGGAGCAAAACCGCGCGCCGGUGGGUCAUCGGGCUUUACUCGCCGUUAGUCAGCGGAACAGUCACAAGAUACACAUUAAGGACCAGGUCGUGAAAUACGACAGAAGUCAGCGAGUGCUAAGGGUAUGGGAUCAGUGCAACGUCGUGCAGGAUUAUUUAACGGUAUAUGACGGAGGUUCAACCUCAGACCGAGUACUUGUAAGGCUGUGUGGAGGAGAUGCGGUGCCAGACAUCAUCAGCAGUCACAAUACGAUGUUGUUAGAGUUUCAUACGUCCCCGUACGACAAUCCGUUUCAUCCAGUACCACUGUCUUUCCUGCCAGGAUUUGAACUCGAGGUUCAGGUGAUCUUUGUCGACGAAAAGUCUCGAAGUUUUGUGAAGGAAAAUGACAACUGCGAUUUUUAUAUAUCCGGUGACGAGAACUCGUCGGGCAUUCUGGAAAAUCCGAAACACUCUUUACCGCCGAACACGACUUGCCGUUAUCACUUCCAGGGGAAACUCAAUGAAAUCGUUUGGUUAUCGUUCGUUAAAUAUUAUGCCGCCAGCGUGGAAGCUGCUGCGAGUAUUGACACUGCCGCUGAUUGCAAUGCAAAGCUUCUGAUAUGGGAUGGCGAUAUCACAGUGGACAAACUUACUUUCAGCCGAAAAAACGUUACGCUGAUGGGACAGUUUUGUAAGGACGACAUACCGCGACUCUGCGACCACAGUCUGCUGCGUAACAGCAGCCGUCACACGCGGCCGUGUAGCCUUGCGGAGAGUUACGUGUCGACCGGGCGCGAUCUCACCCUGGAACACAUAUUGCGCCAGGGUAGCGCGCUAUAUCCAAUAAGUUUCGUGCUGCGCUAUGAGUUCGUCCACGAGGCGAUCUCGUGUAACCACGUGUUCGCCUCGGUGCCGUCGGCUUCAUCCACGUCUUCCACGUCGUCUUUAUCGUCCUCCUCCUCUUCUUCAUCAUCCUCAUCCUCCUUAUCGUCCAACGCCGGAAAAUUCGCCUCACCGAAGAACGUGUUCUUCUACGGUCGCGGCGGGGCGCAGAAUCUCAGCUGCGUGUACAGAUUCGAGGCCGAGCCCGAUCACAGGAUAGAGCUAUCCUUCGUCAGGGCCUCCUUCGGUGGCAAGAGUUGCGCGUCUUACGUGGACCCGUUGGUGAACCGAUGGACGUGCGACCGACGCAUGGCGGAUGUUAAAAAGUUCGGCAUGGCGGAUCUUGUUGUCGCUGAAUAUCCUUGGCAAGGAGUCGAAUUGGUGCGCGAUUGUCUGUGCUCGAACGUGAGUGAGAGAAUCGUUGUGCGGACUCUGACAUCGAACGUGGUGGAGGUCAGGUUUACCAUCACUCUCAUGAAUGUUACCCAGGAUUACCGAGAUUUCUUCUUCGAGGGGGAAUAUCGUUUCAUCCCGGUGGGCGCGGAAUCGAAUGAGCACGGAUGUUCGACGAGACUCGAGGAGCGACGAUUGCGCGGCACCAGCGGCGAGAUUUCCCUCAGGAGUCCUUUACCGCGGGUGAUCCCCGGCCUGGCUGCAGUGGAGGAGAUCCUAACGAACACGGAGGAUCUCACCGCGACGCAAUGCGUGAACGAGCCGUGGCUGAUCGAGCCUGAAGACGCGCGUAUUAACUUCCUGUACUUGAGAACCGCCGGCUACGGCAUUACCUUGGACAACGUUGAAGAGUGCACGACCCUGAAUAGAAUCGUCGUUUAUUCAGCCGCGAAUACGAAAGAGCGCAGUGUGAUCUGUCCAGAGGGUGGCGUCGACACGGCCAGGACCGUCGACUUCUUCUCAGGUGGCUGGAAUUACAGUGCUGUGAAUGCGAGCGUGGCGAUGGCGCAGCACUCCCGCAGCUUCGUCGUCGAAUUCCUGCAGCGGGAACCGGGUUUCUACGCCGUCACGUGGAUCGCGAUCUCCAAACGUUCGCCAACCGCACCGAAUCUGGGUGCCAAUGCGUUUGCCAUACUGCCCACGGAAGAUUGCCCGUAUAGAUGUCCAGAGAUCCAGGCAUGCAUCAGCUCUGUCCUAUGGUGCGAUGGCGUGCGUCAUUGUCCCUCGGGCUUUGACGAGGAAGAAGCCAAUUGCUCGUACCGUUUCGGAGUGACGCUGCUCUACGUCGCGGUGGGCGCCGGUGCCCUCGGUAUAUUCUUAAUCCUCCUGUUGGCCACCGGUUGUCUCAAAUACUGCCUCUACCGGCACAAGGCGCGUAAGAAGAAGAAGAACGUUGCCCUGAACGUCAAUCAUCUCCACGUGAAUCAUACUCAUCACAACAACGGCUUGACCGGGAGCCGUCUGAGUGGACGUUACAACUUAGCCACACCCCAGGAAAUGUACCUGGAGAAUUACGGGAAGGAUAGUAUUUGUUGACAAUACGCCAUCGCCAAUAUUGAGACCACCGUGUGAAUAGUCAUGAUUUUUAAAUGCCUACCUCGCUCUGGGCCCCCCCCCCCCCUCCUCCUCCUCCACUUCCCAUCAACCUCCCUUGAGUAACGGACCGGAGUGUACGGCAGCCAAACACUCCCAUCCCAAAGGCACACAUACACAUACACAGAACACACACACACACACACACACAGAGACUUACAUGCGUACACACGCAUACACACGUAUACAUACUUUCGCAGUAAUCGUACGAAAUCCCGUAGAAUAUAUCCGAAGCGCAUAGAAGCGAGCGCACGAGACGUGCUUGGUAGCCAUUUGGUUGACGGCAAACGUAGUCAAGUUCUCUAAUCGAAUCACAACGAUCGGCUUGCCUUGAAUAAGCAGAUCGCAAUUCGACUUAUUAGACCGAGGUGGACGAUAUAUAUCCGUCGAGCUUGUCGAAAGAAUGGAUACCGCGAGACACCUGCCUGAUCCUUCAGAAAGGAGGAGUCGCGAGGUUGAUAAACGCACCUCGUACGCUCGUGUAUAUGGCAUUUACGAUAAACACCGCAGUAUCAUGGUAGGUUUAGAUACACACGAUUUAGGAGUAAAAUGAAAAAAAAAAAAAAUACGAAAGAUACGCGCGAGUGGAUGAAGAGCGGCGAAAUUGGCGUUUACGCAAUGCUUAUAAGAGACGUAGGAUACGCUGUUUCCGUUUGAGUGCACUUUCUGUCGGUUAUCGAGCAAACGUCGUAAACGUCUACAAGUAUGACGGUAAAAGUAACGAGACGGAGGGGAAAAGAGAAUAGAACGAUAGUGCGAGCGCCAAAGCGCGAGAGAAGCGUUUCGCGAUAGCUUACGUGUGAAUGACGAUGCGAUAGACGGGAAAGCAUACAUGAGGAUACGCGAAGAGUCGGACGACAUCGUGAAUGACAUUCGAAUGAUAUUCGCGGACGUGCCAGUGAAGGUCAAAUGUAUGCAUUGCUUGUUACCCUCCUGAUCCCGAUCGCAUACAUUCCGACAAUUCGCACUUAUCGGUAACAUCACUUGUGAUCAGAGAGAAAAAAUUGAUAAAAAGGGAUAAUCGUGAUUAAAGAGGAUCACGCCAUUGACGUUUGUGCAAGAUCUAGCUUGAUGAUCGUUAUUGGACUCACGCACUUCACACCUGUCUAAUCUGAUUUUCUCAUUAGAUCACCUAUGGCCGGACUAGCCGUAGGUUUGGACUACGUUGUCGCGAUGCAUUGUUCCAAAUUAAGGUGACUGCACUGGGCUGUCUUUUUUUUUUUAUCGUUAAAAGGUAUUAACCUAAAAUUUUUAUUUCUGAUUUAAUUGAAUAUCAAGGUCAUCGUACAUUUGCAAUUUAACACCGUAACAUUUUGAUCAGAAUCAAAUUAUUGGCUUUAACGAACGUUAUGAAAAAAAGAAACUCGAUAAUUGGAUAUAAAUCGAUUCCCGCCUUACAAAUUGCUUUACUGCGUAUUCUGAUUCGUAUUACCUAGCAAAACUAUUCUUAUACUACAACGCAUUAUAUUGUAUUAUAAAUAACACAAUCUCAUUUAAUUGUGAUAUGUUCGUACAUUACAAUGCAAUGAUCGAGUCGCCGAUCUCAUUCCAUUCAACGUCGAACGAACAAUUAUUUUUUUACACUACUUCGUAGUUUCCGAUAUUUUGAACUUUAUAAGUGAUUUAUGGAGGAUGGAAUAAUAUAUGUAGAUAAUUUACUUGAGUAAUCUAGAUUCGGUAUCGAUACGCGUUUGGAUGAGACGUAGAUGUCUACGCGUAAUUAAUUGAAUGCUACAGGAGCAUGUACACCGUUAAUCCUGUUAAGCAAAUGGACGCAGUCUCCACGCGUUAGCCUAUUGUAGACACUGUAUGGUAAAGCGCGUCUAACGUACGUCUGUAUGCUGUGAUAGAAGUAAGCGUAUCAACAAUCGGAAAUAAAUCUCUCGCGUAAAUUUCACGUUUCGCAUAUGCGCAUCCUCGAAAACCCAUCGCCGAAGAUGGAUCACGACCUUCCGAUGCAAUCUUCUUUGGCGACAUCGAUAUCUUAACACGGCCAGGCGUGUAAUUUUUAGAUCAUCGAUCGAAUAAAAAAAAUGUGUGGGUCCAAACCCGGGAUGUGAACUCACGAUUUUUCCACCGUAAUAUACGUACUUUGAUAGAAAAUUUGAUAAAAAUUGAUUAAAACGGACUUCACGGUGAACCAGAAAAGUGAUAUAUAAGUCGACAAAAGUAAGAGUUUGACAUAUUAUUACAUUAUACUUAAGAAGACGUAAUGAAAUGAGGGCGAAGCAAAAUUUUAUAUACUUCCCUUUAACCUUUUAGAAAUGUAAAAAAAAAAUGGUUAUAGUAAGAAGCGGUUCGAUUUUGCAUACAUUUACAAUUUUUUCUAUCCAUUUCGAAUUGAAAAAUAUUUUCUAGCUUUAUUAUUUUAGACAGCAAUUUAAUUGGAGAAUUUCAUAUAAGGACAGUAAUUGAAUAAGAGUUAUACUUGCAAUUUUUAACAAUCAAUUGCGGUAUUUUGAUACGGUAUUUUUGCAAACUUACGUACACUUCCUGCCACAAUUUGGAAAUUUCCGCAAAGAUGUCGGCCGCGUUAAGAUAUUUUUUCGCCAGUCUCAUGAAUUGCUCCGUGAAUAAUUCAUUACAUAAGGACAUCGCCUACCAACGAAUACUGCCGCAGUUAUUAUUUAUUCAUAAAGUUUUAUAAGUCUCUUUCUACCCGAAUACGAAAAACUGUCCGAGUAUAUAACGUUCUGUACGCUAUAAGACACGGAAUCCGAUAACGAGUAAUGUACUAGCGAAUAAACGUAGCGUGCAUCGGAAGCGAAACUGUGCACCCGCCAGGCUCCUCGAUGUGUUAACUGCGCGAUUGCCACAUUAAAGACAUGUUAAAAUUUACUCUAACAUAUCGAAAGUUCGAAAUUAAUUUAAGCGCGCGUCCACACCAUCCAUCACUAUCUAGUCGAGACUGAAGUAGCGAAGUCAUCUUUUUACGGAUAACCGAGACGACUUUCCUUUCGAAAAGAAAUUUUCACCAAUUUUCCCUUUAUAUAAAAUUCCGUCAAAUAAGAAAAAGAGGAGGAAGCGUUUCACACGAAAUUUUUUAUAUAUUCUCGAGUCGGUGGUUUUCUCGCAGUUCACGAUAAAUCUGUCUAUAAAUAAGUUAAAGCGUAAGUCCUUCGACGACGGAAACCGACGUAAUAAACAUUGUGGGACGCAUCGUUUUCUAUUCACAAGGGAACGACGAUUUAUAUUACCUAUUUCCCCGGUAUCUUCCCGGCACCAAGACAUUGAUAUGACCCGGCCUUUAAAAGCACCCACGGAAAGUCGUUCCUGUCGUCGCCGUAACCGAGGCGGAUCAGCAUCGAGUUUAAUUUUUCCGACGGAUAUACGAAUCUAAAAUCUACUGGUGGAGCGUUGUAAUCAUCAUGGGAUUUAUACGGUACGACGACUCGACUCCACGUCGCGCUCAAUCGAGAAUGCGUCCUACGAUUACGAAACUAUAGUAUUAUGCAUGUAUGUAAGAACGUACACGAAAAAAAAAAAUAACAUAAAAAAAAAGGAAAAAAAAUGCCGUAGCACAAACUGGCUCGCACAUACGUAGCUAAAAAAAAAGUGAAUGGUAAAGAGUUUUGAAUCAAAGAGGCCUUGAUUCAACGACGUUUCUAAGCAAGUAUUACGCGUUACACGAUGUAUUGUAAUCCCGUGUUUAUAAUUUUAAUAAAAUACCAUCGCGUUAAAGAAACCCAGCA